UGACAGCAGUGGUGAGAUCUUGAAUAACAACUGUGUGAUGGAGUACCACCAGACCACAGGCACUCUCAGUGCACACUUUAGAAACAUGUCUCUGAAGCGGAUCAGGCGUUCAGACCGUCGAGGGGCGGAGUCUGUUACCGAGGAGAAGUUUACCAUUUUGUUUGAAUCACAGUUCAGUGUUGGGGGAAAUGAGCUGGUAUUUCAGGUUAAGACUCUCUCUUUGCCUGUGGUGGUAAUUGUCCAUGGAAGUCAAGACAACAAUGCCACGGCCACUGUUUUGUGGGAUAAUGCAUUCGCUGAACCGGGACGGGUGCCUUUCAUUGUGCCCGACAAGGUGUUAUGGCCGCAGUUGUGUGAGGCUCUGAAUAUGAAGUACAAGGCGGAGGUGCAAUCAAAUCGAGGUCUGUCUGAGGAGAAUCUUGUCUUUCUCGCUCAGAAAGCCUUCAGCAGCUCCUGCAUCAACCCGGAGGACUACCGCAACAUGACCAUGACCUGGUCACAGUUUAACAGGGAGAGUUUACCAGGCAGGAACUUCACUUUUUGGCAGUGGUUUGAUGGUGUGAUGGAGCUUACUAAAAAACACUUGAAGCCUCACUGGAAUGACGGGGCGAUUCUUGGCUUUGUGAAUAAACAGCAAGCUCAGGACAUGCUGAUGUCCAAACCCAACGGAACCUUUCUGUUGCGCUUCAGUGAUUCUGAAAUUGGUGGCAUCACCAUAGCCUGGGUGGCAGAGAACCCUAACAAAGCAGGAGAAAGGAUGGUGUGGAACCUCAUGCCAUACACAACCAAAGACUUCUCUAUCCGCUCCUUGGCGGAUCGCAUCAGCGACCUGAAUCAUCUCCUGUUCCUCUAUCCUGACCGGCCCAAAGACGAGGUCUUCUCCAAAUACUACACCCCUCCACUGUCUAAAGCUGUGGACGGAUAUGUAAAACCACAGAUCAAACAAGUAGUGCCAGAGUUUGCGACACCUAACCCCGACCCUGCAGCAAACCCCACCUACAUGGACCAUGCAGCAUCUCCAGCUGUCAAUCAACCACAUGCUUAUGGACUCUAUCCUCCCAUUGGAGACCCUAUGUUGGACGCUGAUGGCGAUUUCGAUCUGGACGACACCAUGGAUGUAGCGAGGCAUGUAGAGGAACUGCUCCGUCGACCAAUGGAGGGCCAGUGGAGCGGCCAGCAGUCAUGACCUCUUGACCUAUGACUUCUCUCCCUAAACAAUGUUUUUUUUUUUUAAUACAUUUUUCUCCUUCUACUCUUAGUGUAUUUUCCCCAUUUGUUUCUCAGUGUGGGUCUUUAUGACUUUCAGUUUAGCUUUUUCUCUAUCUCUCUUUUUUCUCUUUCAUCACACCUCUUUUACUUUCCCCCAUCCCUUGUUUCUGUAGAAGAGAAAGGAGCUAAUGGAAGAAGAAAAAUACAAUGAGCCUUCCUCUAAUUAAAUACCACCAAACAGUAUUGUAGGAAAAGAGAGAGAAAGAGAGAGAGAGAGAGAGAGAGAGAUGCAUGUUAUCUCUUUUCCUUUGUGCAUGUAUUUGUUUCAAAUUGACUUUUCGCAGAACAAAUCUGUGAAACCCUUAAACGGAAAUGUACUACUGUAAGGAACAUUUUUAUGUUUUUCAAACUGUUCUAUGGUUUAUUUUGAGGGUGUUCCGAUAUCUAUUGCAUCUGAAGUAAAUGCAUAUUAUCCUUUGCACUCUUAAACGAAUGCUUUCUUGCAGACGAUGACAUUAUUGUUACUAUGGCGAUUGCAAUAUAACGCUUCUGUACACUAAAGAGUGUUUAGGUUGCAAGGCUGUUAACAUUCGUUGCAUCUACAUGAGCACCGACAGGCUGAAUGGGUUUAAUCAUCCCUUCGCCGUCUGUGUUUAAUCUGAACCGUGAACAUAAGUUACACCCACAUCCAAACCAGCAGCACCACGACCUGUCACUCACAUCGUUGAAACUGAGGUACACAUGAGAAACGCACACGCGCCCGCUCGCAUCCGUCCCACGUAAAGCGAUGGAAACACAUGGGGUAGAGAAAGGUCCGCUGAGCGUCUCGGCUCACGCUACACUACACAGGCCGUCUCUCUUUCUCUGUCUGUCUCUCUCUCCAGUGCAACAGGUGAUGACCUCUUCUGUUCUCAUGCUUCCCUCUCGGAACAAAACAAGAGAACCCGUCGUCAUGGUUACACAUACUGCUUCUGGAAUGCUCCUAACUGGCCUUCCUACUGGUUCGCAUUUCUGUAUGUCACCUUGUUACCGACCUGCAUCUUUUUUUCUUUCGCACUCUGCAUACACCUAGGCCACUCAGGACAUUGACGUACAGUUGAUGUAAAAUACCUAUAAUAAUAAUAAUCGAAUAUAAAUAAAAAUACGACACAUUUAAAAGAAAGUACCUACAUCCAGAAUAUAUGAAUUUAUUUUUUGUUAACAUAUUUCUAUUUUAUUACUGUAGGACGCUAGAUGGCUCCAUCCCUCUUUGUAGUGCAAAAUGACGCUUUACUGUGUCCGAUUGUCUGUAGAAGCCCUGACGUACUGAUCCAAAAUCAGUACUCAAAACUAUUAUCGACACAAAGCGGUCGGUCGCUGCCAUCUCAGUAGUUUCACUUCAGAUUUCAGCUGAGCUUUUGCAUGGAAGAAAAGGCCAAAUAGUGAAGUUAGCACGAAGAGACGUUUUCUGUGUGCUUACUGUAUGUGUAAUCUGCAAACCUGACUAAUUACUCCUACUUUUAGAUGCCUGUGUUCAUUUUUAAAGGAUGGUUUAUUCCUCACAGUGGAUGUUGUUUUUUCCCCCUCUCUAUUUCUCUGUCAUGGCAGAGACACAUAGGAAGCCGUGUGAUUUUUCUUUAUCUUUUUUAUUGUCUUUGUUUUCAAAUUGAUCUGUCAUGUUGUUGUGUAGACUGUUUCUCACUGUAUGUAUGUGUGUGUGUAUGUGUGUGUGUGCGCGCAUGUGUGCACGCACACGCAUGUGUUGGCAUGUUCAGCUCUGCUCUGUUUUGUGUUCGUCACAUGUUUGGAUGUAGCGAAGAGCAAUUGAAUUGACAAUAAAG
Sinocyclocheilus rhinocerous is the source of this 3029-nucleotide messenger RNA. RefSeq names its product signal transducer and activator of transcription 5B-like. Gene Ontology annotation, biological process: regulation of DNA-templated transcription; signal transduction. The record is from RefSeq and is a predicted model, not a curated record. NCBI's taxonomy places the organism in Eukaryota, Metazoa, Chordata, Actinopteri, Cypriniformes, Cyprinidae. The transcript has 10 exons. The annotation marks the transcript as partial. Gene Ontology annotation, molecular function: DNA binding; DNA-binding transcription factor activity.